UGCUCAAGUAACCUAGCAUAACAGAGUUAGCUUAGCAUAGUUAGUGUUUAAAGCCGCUGGUUGUUGAGCUUGUGUUUCUGCAGUAUAUGAGGCGUUCAGGUCCGGACACCUGGACAUAAUAAAGACAUAAAGUGGCCACUUGUGGUGUUUUUUUAUUCCAACACGAUAACAAAACGCUUCGAUGUAGAUGAAGAGAGAGAGAGAGCGAGAGAGACAGGUGUGAAGAUGCUGUUGCCCAUAGCGAUGCUGAUGCUCACACUCACUCAGAUCUUCAUCAUCACCUUCAUCAGCCUGCUGCCUGUGGAGGCCGACAUCGCAGCAUACUCGGCUGAUAAUCAAACAGAGACAUUUGACGAUGCUCCUGCUCGGUUUGGAUACAGAUUGCCCAACCAGGGCCUGAAGGGUUUCCUGAUUGGUGCACGGCCUGAGAAUGGAUGUGUGCCAAUUGAUCCUCCACCAAUCAAAGAUAACUCCAGCAGCAGCAGCAGCUUCAUCGUCCUCAUCAAACGAUACCACUGCAAUUUUGACAUCAAGGUCCUGAAUGCUCAGAGAGCAGGUUACAUUGCUGCCAUUGUUCACAAUGUAGAUUCAGAGGAGCUCGUCAACAUGGGAUCUGAUGACUUGGAAGUGGUGAAGCAGAUCAACAUCCCGUCUGUGUUUGUCGGAGAAAAGGUUUCUAAGUCUUUAAUGGAGGAGUACAGCUAUGAGCGAGGAGGUUAUGUAAUCCUGAUGCCUGAUUUCAGUUUGCCGUUGGAAUAUUACUUGAUCCCGUUCCUCAUCAUCGUGGGAAUCUGUCUUAUUCUCAUUGUGGUCUUUAUGAUCACAAAGUUUGUUCAGGACCGACGCCGAUCCCGACGGAGCCGACUGCGCAAGGACCAACUGAAGAAACUCCCCAUCCACAAGUACAAAAAAGGUGAUGUCUAUGACGUUUGUGCAAUCUGUCUGGAUGAGUAUGAGGAGGGGGAGAAGCUGCGCGUGCUGCCCUGUUCACAUGCAUAUCACUGCAAGUGUGUGGACCCGUGGCUAACGAAGACGAAGAGGACGUGCCCGGUAUGUAAGCAGAAGGUGGUUCUGGCCGGUUCGGAAUCCGACUCGGACUCGGACAGCGGGGGAGACGAGAGUGAUGAGGUUUCUGAAAGCACGCCACUGCUGCGUCCACAACCUCCCGCCCGAAUCCGCACCCCAUCUCUUGCCAGCACACACUCCGCCUCCACCAGCCACCCUGACUGCUCCGACUCCGACUCCGACUCCACCGAGGAAGAGGUUGAAGGUGAGGUGGUCACCGUGGAAACAGUUGUGGUGUUGCAGCAGGAACGACCCGAUGAUGACCUCAUCAAUGCCUAAAGACAAGCCAGUCGGACUGCUAAUCAAUCUGCAGUGACAGUAUAGCUCAUCUACACACACACAUACACUCACAGAGCACGGUUUAUGAUUUUAUCACAAAUGUAGAGUGAUGGUGGUUUGAAUGUCAUCUCUGAGAAAGACACACACUCAGCUUUACAUUUAUCCAAAAUAUGGAUGUAACAGACUUUAUCACUACCUAAAAAUUACGCCUACGUAGGAUCCCUCCUCCCAAACGAAACCUAUUCUAAAGCGCUGAUGAUGAAUGUGACUGUGUAUCGUUUAACUGAGUUUUGGCACACCCGUGUCUUCUGUAGCACCUUUUUAUUAACCUCAUUUCCCUUUAUAGGAGUUUUAAUCUUCUUGAUUUUGUUGUUUGUUUUUUUGCCAAAACUGUAGUAAGUGUUGCUUUUCUGUGUACAGUGAAGCCAAACAUUAAUUUUUUUGAUCAUGCCACAUUUAAAACCAUUUGAUUUAAUUUGUUUUGGACUGAAAUUCUGAUGAAUGCAUGAUCAGCGCUCACACACUCCGCAUUGUUCAGUUGGUCAGUGUGUGUUUUUAGUGUUCUGUCUUUGUGACUGUUACACACUCGCUGCCUUUCCCAGCUUCACUUGUUCACUUUAUUUUUCCGUACAGGCUCUCUCAUAAAGGAGCAUUCGAAAUCCGCAUGUACAUUUAGGUCCCUAAUGCACAAGCCAGAGGUGACUGUGACAAGAAAACUCCCUGAGACGACUUGUAUAUUAUUAUUAUUAUUAUUAUUAUUAUUAUUACUACAUGUCAAAACAUGACCUGAAUGGAGUAGUUCUGUGUAUAUUUGAGGGAACAUCUUAGUAACAAUGGCACCCAAAUAUUCUAACUCGCACACGGUCAACCUAGGCCAAGAAACAACGAACCUUGUAGAAAUUGAUGGUCGUCUAAUGCACCGCCUGUUUAAUGUGAAUUAUUAAAAUAUUUGUUUUGAACAAUAGAAAAUGAUUGAAUUCGGUCUUGGGUCUGAGCCGUUCAGAUAUUAAAUUGAGCUUGUACAUG
This is a messenger RNA of Ictalurus punctatus (channel catfish), 2370 nucleotides long. RefSeq names its product ring finger protein 13 (gene rnf13). Lineage: Eukaryota; Metazoa; Chordata; Actinopteri; Siluriformes; Ictaluridae. Gene Ontology annotation, biological process: positive regulation of DNA-templated transcription; protein ubiquitination; ubiquitin-dependent protein catabolic process. The record is from RefSeq and is a predicted model, not a curated record. Gene Ontology annotation, molecular function: ubiquitin protein ligase activity. Bases 226 to 1344 code for a protein of 372 amino acids. Gene Ontology annotation, cellular component: nucleoplasm; cytoplasm. The transcript is spliced from 10 exons.